UGUAAGAACACAGUGCAAGCGAAGAUGGUAUCCUUAAGAACCCUUACAAAAACUGCGACGUACAUCGCUUUCGGUGGAAUCACCGCUGCGUUGAUUAUGAAGGUUAAACUAGAGGACAAAAUUCGUCGUCAGCCAUACUACAAGGAUUCGCUAAAGCUCCUUCGAUCUCAUGCCGGGGCAGUCCAAUUGCUCGGUGAACCUAUAAAGGACCUCAGCUUCGACGUGGGGGAAGAAAGCCCGAAAUUUGGUGGAGGAAAAAUCGACAGCUUUGCGGUGCCGGUGCGAGGUACACUCACCCGAGGGAAGUACUACUUCUGGGCGGAAAUGCAGGACGACCGUUGGAUCAUCAAGCGGGCUGAGCUUGAACUGCAAAAUGAACCUGACCGUCGUUUGGUUAUCAAAUCAGAGGCGUGACUGGGUCAUUUUUAAGUUAUUAGUAGCCUUGUUUCGUUUGCUUUGUAAAUAUGAAAUAAAGUCAUAGCCGAUGAAAUCGUUUGAC
Molecule: messenger RNA, 499 nt
Organism: Anopheles nili
Lineage: Eukaryota; Metazoa; Arthropoda; Insecta; Diptera; Culicidae
Exons: 2
Coding region: 25-414 (129 amino acids)
Biological process (GO): mitochondrial respiratory chain complex IV assembly; mitochondrial respiratory chain complex I assembly
Cellular component (GO): mitochondrial inner membrane
Source: RefSeq, a predicted model, not a curated record